CAAGCUGCAGCUAGAUCCCGUAUCUGCCUCACUUCCGUCUGGCACCUCCCUUCCGGGCAGUUCUCACUUCCGAGAGGCUCCUCGCUUCCGCAUUGUCUCACUUCCAGGUCACGACCUCACUUCCGCCUCCUCCGGCCUGGCCCGGGCCCGGGUCCGGAUGCUCGUGGGGCCGCGCGGCGCCCUGCGGGGAGCGGUGGUGAGUCCGGGAGAGCACUGACAGAUGAAGCCCAUGAGCUGAGCCCUCCAGCCAUGGCCGCUCCCCGGAGGACAGCAGCUCCCUGGAGGAGAGCUCUGCUGAUGCUUCUGGCAUCGCAGGCCUUGUCCUUAGCGAACUGCUCUGAAGAGGAGGAAGUCCCAGAAGAAUGGAUCCUUCUGCAUGUUGUUCAGGGUCAGAUAGGAGCUGGGAAUUAUAGUUACUUGAGGUUAAAUCAUGAGGGAAAGAUCAUUCUUAAGAUGCAGAGCUUAAAAGGAGAUGCAGACCUGUACGUAUCCGACAGCACCCUCCAUCCGAGUUUCGAUGACUAUGAGUUACAGUCAGUCACUUGUGGCCAGGACAUUGUUUUUAUACCAGCACAUUUUCAACGCCCUGUGGGAAUAGGGAUCUAUGGACACCCAUCUCACCAUGAGAGCGAAUUUGAAAUGAAAGUAUAUUAUGAUAAAACAAUCGAUCAGUACCCACUUGGUGAGCCCGCUUACUCCUCAGACGGCACAGACCCAAGUCAGAAGCACGCUUAUGCUCCGGAAGACGCGCCUCAAGAGGAGGAAUCUGUUCUUUGGACAAUAUUAAUUAGUAUUUUGAAACUGGUACUCGAAAUUCUUUUCUGAGUCAUUUAGCAUACUCUGGAGUAUAAUACCCCUAAUCUGUGACGUUAAUUGCAGUUUGCUGUGAACCUUGCUAGCUACUUUUACCUGGCUGGAGUUCUGGUUACCGUUUCUAGUUGAGGAAUGGAAAAAUAAAGCCAUACAGUUUUUUUUUUUUUUUUUACCUCAGUUACCCCAAAGCCCCUAAAUUGGAAAAGCAGCAAGCACAAUGUUUUCAAGAUAAAAACUCUUAUAAAAGGAAUAUACACAAUAAAAUGUUCAAACUCCA
This is a messenger RNA of Microcebus murinus (gray mouse lemur), 1090 nucleotides long. It is a transcript of the gene C5H6orf120, whose product is annotated as chromosome 5 C6orf120 homolog. The record is from RefSeq and is a predicted model, not a curated record. Lineage: Eukaryota; Metazoa; Chordata; Mammalia; Primates; Cheirogaleidae.